AUUUCCCUGAUACCCUCCCAAACAUACAAGAAAAGACCAACAAAAAUGUUUGAUGGACUGCCGGAUCAAUUCAUAGGCGCCGUCUCCGCCUCAUCGGCAACCGCAAGAACCACCGCUCUCCUCCCCCUCUCUUUCACUUCUUUUGACUCUUUGUACAUCACGUCCUCUUCAAACUCCCAUCAUCAUUAUCAUCAGCUGCCACCUCAGUUGUUGCAGCCAUUGCACCAGCAGCAGAAGAAUAAUGAAGAGAGCAGCAGCUUGGUAACUAUGAACACGGAGAUUAAUGAAAGAGAUCAGAGAUCCAUGGCUGAACCCAUUGAUAAUCUUCAUCAUCAUCAUCAACCUUGGUCCAACGAUGAAGUUCUUGCACUGUUGAGGGUUAGAUCCAGCAUGGAAACUUGGUUCCCACAAUUCACUGGAACAUGUCUCAAGGUAUACAUACGUACAUUUCUUCAUGUUAUUAUUCAUGUACAUAUUUAUGGAGCCGUUGUUUAA
Messenger RNA from Hibiscus syriacus, 495 nucleotides. Its product is annotated as trihelix transcription factor GTL2-like. Bases 46 to 495 code for a protein of 149 amino acids. Lineage: Eukaryota; Viridiplantae; Streptophyta; Magnoliopsida; Malvales; Malvaceae. The record is from RefSeq and is a predicted model, not a curated record. The transcript has a single exon.